Molecule: messenger RNA, 820 nt
Organism: Pocillopora verrucosa
Lineage: Eukaryota; Metazoa; Cnidaria; Anthozoa; Scleractinia; Pocilloporidae
Source: RefSeq, a predicted model, not a curated record
AUGAAUGGCGAAAAUAAAAAGAGGGAAGAGUCCUUUGGUGAAAAGUGCCUAGCAACCUAUUUCAAAAACUCCUCUUACAUAUUUUCCAAAAGCGGAAGAGAUUGGUCUAAUAACAGGAUUGUCUGUAUCGUCCAGGGAGGUAACUUAGUUUCCAUCGAAACUGAAGAAAAAUGGCAGUUUAUCAAUUAUGAGAUUCGAAAGCGUGGUACUUGGAACACUAGUACGUGGCACAUUGGUUUAAGGAAGAGAGACGGGGUUUGGACUUGGGAGAGUGGAGAACAACUGAAUGUUUCGAAAUGGCAAUAUCUUGAGCCAGAUUCUCACGACAGUUACGCGGAAAUAUCCGAGAACGGAGGCGUCUUUAAUGGUAUCUCUAAGUGUGAUGAUAAAGCCUAUAUCUGCGAGGUGCCCGGAGAAUGGCAAAAUGUAACUUUUCAAAACUCUUGGUACAUAUUUUCGGCGUAUGGAAGAUACUGGCUCUGGAACAGAGUCACCUGCCAAAACCAAGGAGGGGAUCUAGUUUCCAUUGAAACCGAAGAGGAAUGGAGUUUCAUCAAUGACGAGAUUCAAAGGCGAAAUAAUAUCCACUCUGACAUUAAAUGGAGUAUUGGUUUAACCAAAGGGGCCGCGAAUUGGACCUGGGUGAGUGGAAGACCGCUGACUAUUUGCAAAUGGGGACAAGGGGAGCCAAGUGCUGAACACGACGCGGCAUUCAUGUACAAGCUGUCUAGUAAUGGCGAACGGGGCGUGUUUGGUAGUGGUGUUAGCAAUGUUACAAUUUGGGAAAAGUGGCACGCUUAUAUUUGUGAGAUUUCCAUGG